AUGUCACGAGCGCGCAUUGUUCUCAAUCGCGCACCUUUCAAACAAUCCUGCCAAUCCGCCAGCCGAAACUUCCGCUCCGCCAGCUACCAUGCGCAUCGCGAUGUUCCCCUCCCCCUCCAAUCCCGUAUCCGCUGGUCAUACUUCUGGUACGCCAGCAUACUCGCGCUCGGCAUCACAACUGGUCUAGGUGCUCGCCACUUUGCCGCGCCUCUCGGUCUCCCAGAGCCCGGCUCAAGAGAAGACGAAAUCAUCCUCGACUCUCUGCGGCGCGAUAUCGAUGCUCUCGAAAUCGUGCAAUCUUUGCGCUCUCAGUCAUACAACCUACAUACCGACACAGCGCUCCGGUCAGGACCGGGAAUAACGUCGUCUCCUGGAUCAAGUCGGAAGAUAUCAGCGUACAAAGGGUGGCUCGAGCUGGAUCUGGACUUCGGGAGAGAGAAUGAGGGCAAGAAAGGCAUAUUGGGCGUCAUGAGUGGGACGCGAGGCUUGGGCGUACAAAGAGCAUUCUGGAGUGCCGAGACAAAAGAGAUGGUGGCUGUGGUCUGGAUAGGAGGAGGAAUGAGUGGGUGGCCCGGUGUUGCGCAUGGCGGGGCUAUCGCAACCAUCUUUGAAGAGAUCAUGGCGAGGAUGGUCAGAGGUCCAGAUGGCAUUGUGGAACCAGUCCACCGUCCAGACUCCCUCAGCCUGAUCUACGCCAAACCAACCUACAGCCUCGACUUCUACAUCCUCCGUGCCUCCUUCUCGAAACCUGACCUCCCCCAAUCCGAGCCGCCGCCAGAACCCGAAACGGAACCUACAAAGAGCUGGUUGGGAUGGUUGUCACCGCAGAAGGAUCUGACGAAGAAGACCGACGCGUCGAGACAUAAGCAGGAGAUUGUUGCGACGCUGGAGAGUGUCGGUGGGGACCUUUGUGUCAAGGCCAAGGGCACGUUCAAUGGAGGUAGCCCCAUGGUCUGA
Alternaria viburni is the source of this 957-nucleotide messenger RNA. RefSeq lists its product as uncharacterized. NCBI's taxonomy places the organism in Eukaryota, Fungi, Ascomycota, Dothideomycetes, Pleosporales, Pleosporaceae. Bases 1 to 957 code for a protein of 318 amino acids. The record is from RefSeq and is a predicted model, not a curated record. The transcript has 2 exons.